Molecule: messenger RNA, 1529 nt
Organism: Magallana angulata
Lineage: Eukaryota; Metazoa; Mollusca; Bivalvia; Ostreida; Ostreidae
Product: tetraspanin-18-like
Exons: 7
Coding region: 29-850 (273 amino acids)
Cellular component (GO): membrane
Source: RefSeq, a predicted model, not a curated record
GUACUAUAAUUUGAGAUACUGAAUCAAGAUGGCGAUUGAUUACUGUUGUAAAGCUGUAAAAGUAAUAUUCAUCCUGAUCAAUGGUGUACUAAUAGUUUUUGGUAUUGGUCAGGUGAUGGCAGGGAUAGCUAUCAAAAUAAAUAUCCUUCCAUUUGAUGCGCUCCAGCUCCUUAACACAUUGCAAGUGGUUGAGAUCAAUCUGGGUGACAUUUUAAACACACUGUCAUCUUCAAUGGUUGCCAUUGGCGUCCUUUUGGUAAUAUCGGGCGUCUUGGGGUGUCUAGGAACCUGGUUUGAAAGCAAAUGUUUAAUAAUUUUAUAUGCCUUAUUGAUGGUAGUGGUGUUUGUCAUGGAAAUAGGAAUUGUUUUCUUCAUGUUCAGGAUUAAAGACGUGUUUACUCCUGAAAACAAAAUCCUGUUGCUCAAAACUUUACCAAAAAAUUUAAAUGACGACUCCUUGUUGAGCAUUGAUAGUAUAGUUUUCAAUGCAGUACACUCUGCAUCAUUAACGAUUGGCUGCUGUGACGAAAAUUCAUUUGCUGAUAACACAAAUGCUUUUGUGAGGAGUCCUUGGUGUAUAAUUACAAGAAACUGUCAAAAAGUCACUUUGCCGAAAACCUGCUGCCAAAGAUCUGGCAUUCUUAACAUCGCAAUUCAAUGUCCGGCCACGGCAAAUUCUCUCAUAUAUAAUGAAAAGGGCUGCUUUGAUCGAAUGGAACAUAUAAUCCUGACUUAUUCCAAUUCAAUUUCCGGAAACUUGUUUGCCGUAAUUGCCACUCAGAUGUUUGCUGUUGUAUUCAUCAUUGCCCUUUACAAAUCUAGAACUAGGACGGAGUCUUUUCCAGUGUGAAAAAAAAAACUGUGUGCAUUCACUUAAAAUAUUGUUCAUCACAUCCGAAAACCAAUGUGUUGACGUUAGACCUCUUAUAUAAGUGUGAUAAAUUGGGAUUCCAAAUUUAUUUAUAUUUUUUAUGCCCCCCCCCCCUCCCCUUCGACGAAGGGUGGGCAUAUUGCUUUGCUGCUGUCCGUCUGUCAGUCUGUCGGUCAGUCGGUUCACCAAUGGUUUCCGUUUAUGCAUGUACUGAGUUUAAAUUAAGUAUACAGAUUUAUCAUGAUAAUAUCUAGGUCAAGUUCGAUUUGGGGUGCAAUCGUGCAAUUUUUGACAUAUCUAGAGUUAUGCCUCUCGGACUUAAUAAAAAUUCCAUCUAUUUGUAGUUUAUUUUCUUCGCAGAGGUUGCACAUAUUGAAAUAAGAUUUAGUAUACUGAUUUAUCAUAAUAAUGUCUAGGUCAAGUUUGAUUUUGAAUAAUUAUGAUCGAGGAAUUUUCGACAGAGUUAUGCUCCUUGGACUUAAAAAAAUUCUGAUUAUUUACAGUUUCCGUUAAUUGUCUUCGUGGAUGUUUCCAAGGGAGGGGGCAUAAGUGUUUCACAAACAUCUCGUUUAACUCUUGCUCAACUUUACAGUCUGAAUCUUUUUAUAUUUAAAUGUAUUUUCAUUGUAUUCAUGUACAAAAAGGAAAAUAUAACAUU